This is a messenger RNA of Oryzias latipes (Japanese medaka), 1832 nucleotides long. RefSeq lists its product as uncharacterized. Lineage: Eukaryota; Metazoa; Chordata; Actinopteri; Beloniformes; Adrianichthyidae. The record is from RefSeq and is a predicted model, not a curated record.
AAUGCAUGCUCUACCAGUCGAGGGCGCUCUAACGCCGCUCGUCGUUUUUCCCUACAUUCUUCGGCUCCAUUUUAUCAACGGAGACAGAAUCCGUGGGCCGCGUUCACCUUAGAAACCAUUUGAACCGCGGGGAAACCAGAACCGAACCGAAGCGCCAUGCCCGCCGGACUGACAGAAUUUCCAGAAAUCUGUGAGAAGGAACACAAACCUCUGCAGAUCAAAGAAGAGGAACCAGAAAAUCUGCAGAUGAAGGAGGAAAUGGAAAUUCUUCAGAUCAAAGAGGAGGAACCAGAUCCUGUGCAGAUCAAAGAAGAACCAGAAGUGGAACUCAAAGAGGAAAAGGAGAAAGACCGUUUUGAAGACAAGCCAAAAGAUGACUACAUGUCACCCAAGACACCCAGCAAAGGCAAAGCCCCAGCGCCUAAAAAAACGAAGGUCCAAGCGGUCCAACCACAGCAGGAGUCUUCAUCGGAUGAAGAGUCUGAGCAGGCUUCAGUGGCGGAUACAGGGGAUGAACGUUCUUCCCAUGGUGAAGAGGAGCCCGAUGUCGAAGAGAAGAUAGUGUCCUUUUUUAAAGAGAGGCCCCAUUUCUACGACCUUACGCAUGCAUCGUACAAGAACAAGCAGCGGAGGAAUUUUGAGCUGACAGAGUUCGCAAGCGCCCUGGGCCAUGGCUGGACUGCAGAGAAGUUGUGGAAGAGGUUCGUCAGUUUGAGGACAGACUAUGGCAAGCUCCUCAAAGUCAUCCGUAAGGACAAGUCUAACUCUGGGGCAAAGAAGCUGACACCGAAGCAGCAAUGGAAGUUACGCCGAAUGCAGUUCCUCGAUCCUCACCGGAAGAAGGCUGGUGUUGAUGAGGAGGAAGAACUAGGAAAUGUGCCCACUGUUCCUGCUGGAGAGGCCAGUGACGCAGAGGAGGUAUCUGACGCGGACGACACCCUGGCUGCAUCUCCAAAGCCCCCCACUUUCACUCCCGCAGAAGGCGUCCGAGGCAGGAAGUCCUUGCCCCAGAAGAAAGACAGCAGCGGCAUUGCCACAGUCCUGAGGGAAUUCUUGCAGGCCGAGAGGGGGCGUGAGGAGGAGGUUAACAAAGGGAUUCGGGACAGAGACAGAUUGGUGGACGAGCGAACGGCCUGGUCAUCGUGGUUUGCCUCAGCCUGUGCUGAUGUGCCCGCCAAACGGUUUAGAGAGUUCCAGGGGGAGACGUUCUCCCUCCUGAUGCGUUACCUGAACCCCCCCACUGUGCCUGUUGCAACACAACCUCCCCCACAGCAGUACCAGCCCCAGCAGCAAACUUGGCAGCAGCCCCCGCAUCAGCCGCUGCAGCACACUUGGCAGCAACCCCCGCAUCAGCCGCUCCAGCACGCUUGGCAGCAGCCCCCGCAGCAGUACCAGAGAGCAUACGUUCAGCCAGACUCCUCUUACAAUACUACUGUGUUGGGUGAGCCUACCCAUACCAGGCCCACCUCUGCCACUCCGCUUUCAAGCACUCCAAUUUUGCAUUAUUCUAGUCAGCCUUCAGGCAGCCAACAUCAGCAACCGUCCACAUCUGACCCCCAGUUACAGCAUCUGGAUGAGGGUCCCAGAUCAUCUUUCAACAAAAGUGGCUUUGGCAAGUCAGGGCCUGGAUAAUUAGUGUGCCUAUGGAUGAAGUACCUGUGUGGCUAUUUGUGCCUAUGGAUAAAGUUUGGAGAGCUGGUAUCUUUGCUGUGACACAUUCUGUAUUUGUUAUAUAUUUUGUGACAAAAAGGCACUUGACUUGCGUGUAAAUUGUGACAGUCAGGUUUGUGUGGUGCUUUGUUAUGGUAAAAAUAAAGUGUUGUUUUCGUAUA